Molecule: messenger RNA, 1535 nt
Organism: Drosophila guanche
Lineage: Eukaryota; Metazoa; Arthropoda; Insecta; Diptera; Drosophilidae
Gene: RagC-D
Product: ras-related GTP-binding protein C
Exons: 5
Coding region: 165-1295 (376 amino acids)
Biological process (GO): cellular response to amino acid stimulus; positive regulation of TOR signaling; cellular response to starvation
Cellular component (GO): Gtr1-Gtr2 GTPase complex; lysosome; nucleus
Molecular function (GO): GTP binding; GTPase activity
Source: RefSeq, a predicted model, not a curated record
UGCACCCACUUUAAUUAUUCCGAUAAGAAACUUGUACGAAAAACUAAGUAAAAUAAACUAACUAGUGGGAAUAACUAGACCCAUUGCAUACAAGCGACAGUCUCCAAUACAGUUGGCGUCCAAGUAACUGCAGAUCUCAGCGAGAUACGAGCUUAGCAGCCACAAUGAGUUACGACGACGACGACUACCCAGCAGACACAUUCCCGAAAGAUUUCGGAUAUGGCACCUACAACCAGGAUGGCCUGGAAAUGGAGCCCAAUUCGACGGGCAGCAGCGAGACGAAACCGCGCAUUUUACUCAUGGGACUGCGCAGAUCGGGCAAGAGUUCAAUUCAGAAGGUGGUCUUCCACAAAAUGUCUCCCAAUGAGACGCUCUUCCUUGAAUCGACGAGCAAAAUCGUCAAGGACGACAUCAACAAUUCCAGCUUUGUGCAGUUUCAAAUAUGGGACUUUCCUGGCCAAAUCGAUUUCAUAGAGCCCACCUUCGACUCGGACAUGAUCUUUGGUGGCUGCGGCGCCCUGGUGUUUGUCAUUGAUGCCAAGGACGACUACAACGAGGCCCUGACCAAGUUCAAAAACACAGUGAUAAAGGCCUACAAAGUGAACCAGCGAAUCAAGUUUGAGGUUUUCAUACACAAAGUUGACGGAAUAAGCGAUGAUUCAAAAAUGGAAUCGCAACGUGAUAUACAUCAGCGGUCAUCGGACGACCUAAGCGAGGCGGGUCUCAAUCAGAUCCAUCUGAGCUUUCAUCUAACCUCCAUAUACGAUCACUCGAUCUUCGAGGCGUUCUCCAAGGUGGUGCAGAAACUGAUUCCCCAGCUGCCGACGCUGGAGAACCUUCUCAACAUCUUUAUACCGAACUCUGGCAUAGAGAAAGCCUUUCUCUUUGAUGUUGUUUCCAAAAUUUAUAUUGCAACGGACUCUUCCCCGGUGGAUAUGCAAACCUAUGAACUGUGCUGCGAUAUGAUUGAUGUGGUGAUCGAUCUGUCCAGCAUAUAUAGCUCAGAGGAGACCGCCUUCGACAGCGGCAGCUCUAGUCUGAUCAAGCUGAACAACAACACGAUACUCUAUCUGCGGGAGGUGAACAAGUUCCUGGCCCUGGUCUGCAUUCUGCGUGAGGAGAACUUCAACCGGCAGGGCGUCAUUGAUUACAACUUUAUCUGCUUUCGCGAUGCCAUCAGCGAGGUAUUCGAGCUGCGUCUGCGGCAAAAGCAGCUGGAGAACAAUGAGGACGAGGAUCUGGCCGACGAGCACACACUCAUUCGUCAUGGCAAUGACGCAGCUGUGGUCACCUGAAGGAAGGAAGUCGCUCUCUCCAUUUUACGCUUGCUCCCACGAUGAAUCCAGAACCAAUUUCUUAACAUUUAUAUUCUGUGGACACUUUGAAUCCAACUUCUUUUAUGUUUCUUUUCCGUUAUAUCUAGUGUUUCCCUUGUUUAUUGAUAUGUUUAGUCUCUUAUAGCACUUCAAAUCAGCGUAAGCCCAGCAGUUGAAAUUGAUAAUAUUACUAAUAAAUAAUAUGUAUAUUUUUAAAAG